AUGCUCGUUGUAAAAAUUGCAAAUGCAACUCACCACGAUGAGAUGAACGCCAAGGCUUUCGAGGAUUGGUUCACCGGAGUACUACACGUGUUGCCUCCAAAUAGCGUGAUUGUGAUGGACAACGCUUCAUAUCACAGUGAAACUCUUUAUAAACUGCCAAACAUUAGCUGGAAGAAAGGUGAAAUUCAAGAGUGGCUAAAUGUAAAUGGAGUUUACUUCGACGACAGAGAUGUGAAAACAGAACUGAUAGCGCGCAUUCCAGAUCACCUUCUAAUGGCAGCAAAAACUUUCAAAGUCGAUAAAAUAGCAGAAGAGUUUGGUCACACGGUUUUGCGACUUCCUCCCUAUCAUUGCGACUUAAACCCCAUCGAACUGGUGUGGGCUAAAGUAAAAAAUGAAGUAGCGAGAAUAAACACAGAUUAUUCUCUCCACUCUGUAGAAGCCCUACUGAACAACGCUCUUGACAAUGUUUCUGAUGAGGACUGGAGGAAGGCUGUCAAACACGUAAUGGGAGUAGAAGACCUCAUGUGGGACCUGGAGGCCAUGAGCGAUGACGUUCAGGACAAUUUCAUCAUAAACCUGGCAGAAGACUCGGAAUCCGAAGAUGGCAGCGAAGUUGGCAGUGAAGGCGAACGACAUGACACAGAAGAUGACUCGGGGGAUGACUUAGCGGUUCCAUUAUGA
Messenger RNA from Macrosteles quadrilineatus (aster leafhopper), 684 nucleotides. RefSeq lists its product as uncharacterized. Bases 1 to 684 code for a protein of 227 amino acids. The record is from RefSeq and is a predicted model, not a curated record. The transcript has a single exon. Gene Ontology annotation, molecular function: nucleic acid binding. Lineage: Eukaryota; Metazoa; Arthropoda; Insecta; Hemiptera; Cicadellidae.